Penicillium alfredii is the source of this 3954-nucleotide messenger RNA. RefSeq names its product inositol polyphosphate kinase KCS1. Gene Ontology annotation, cellular component: nucleus; cytoplasm. The coding region runs from base 1 to 3954 and encodes 1317 amino acids. Gene Ontology annotation, biological process: inositol phosphate biosynthetic process; phosphatidylinositol phosphate biosynthetic process. The record is from RefSeq and is a predicted model, not a curated record. NCBI's taxonomy places the organism in Eukaryota, Fungi, Ascomycota, Eurotiomycetes, Eurotiales, Aspergillaceae. Gene Ontology annotation, molecular function: inositol hexakisphosphate kinase activity. The transcript is spliced from 3 exons.
AUGUCAAGCCCGCCGUCUGCUCCCGAAAAUUCCUUGCCUGAUCCCCUGGUGACACCUGCGGCGCCUGCCCAACAUGAUUGCUCCAAAGACCCCGGGCUGCCUCCGGGCAACCCACGUCACGACUUGUCGCAGGGCCAGCGGUCCCAGGGGGCUCAGGAGUCGCCAUCCCCGUCUCGGGCUGAGUCCCCCACAGUCCAUGAAUGGUCCCAGCCCGCCUCGACCUUCACUCUAAAAAGGACCACGUCGAUCCCCUUAGAAAGGCCCGCUCGUCCCGAUGUUGCUCACAGUCCCCAACUGUCGGAGCGAGAUAGCAUUUUCGCGACCCAUUACCUCCCGUCGGACAGCGGCGCCAAUACCCCACAGUUACCUCCUGAAAGGACCUUGGAUAAUGUGCGUCAGGUCAGCCUGAUUCCCGGCCUCGACGAUGCCUCCGUGCCUCCAAGUCCACUCUCCAAGGUCUCUUCCCAAAGUUCUCGCGUCGACCCUUCCCACAUGGAAGUUGACGUCCGCAGACACUUUCCCUCCCCAGCCCCUUCUCACUUUUCACCCUCCGAUAUCCCGCGCUGGCCUCUCCUGCGCUCAUCGCUCUUAUCUACAGAGCAAAAAAACCAGGAAGCAGACACUCCCCACACUCAGACUUUGAAAGAGUCUCGGCCACUACACGGCGUGCCAUCGGAUGACACAGGUACGCAGACCGGACGUCCACAAGACUCCUUGGCUGAGCGCAGCCUUUUCCCCUCCGCACUAGGUGAUGUAUCCCAUACUCCCCAGCCAGUGACACUCUCCUCGUCCGAUCAAGAGCGAUCAGGGCUUACUCGCGAAAUCCUAUCCUACACCUCACAGGGGGAUUCUGCCGGAGGUCCUGCUCUGGAAAGAAGCUCAAGCAGAGGUCGGCGGGGUCGAGUGGACAACUCGAUUGAGGCAAACUUUACCAACGUGGAGCCGGCCUCCAACGUGCGCAGUCGUAAAUCGAGUCACUACCUGGGUUUAUUCAAAGAGAACACUACCUCGCCAGAUCGGAAGCGAAGAGAGGAUCGCGGUCGAUACCAAGAUGUCCCAUCUGAACUGCAGGACAGAGUCAUGGAUCAUGAACCGGAGUCAAGGCAGCCAGCGUCGGAGGAGGAUGCAUUGCUCCGCAAAAGUGUUUCCCUCCCCUCACUGAGCGAAGGCCCAUCAUUCGAGCCACAACACCCGGCUGAACCACCUCAAGAAGCCCAGCAGGACGAUCUUUAUAAGCGUCGGCCAAAAGCUUUGCCCCGCAAUCUGCUGGAAGAGAUUCGAAACUUUCAUCUCACACCGGGGGGAUACUCCGAACGAAGCCGGGAUUACUUCCAGCCCGAGCCCCAUGUCGAGCAUCUCUCACGCUCGCCGAGCUCCUAUGAGCAAGAGGAGCGCCGCGAUUCAGGUCAAUUUGAGGAAGAUUAUGAGAACGAGCAGAUCUCGUCUGCUGUUUACUUCCCUCACGAGCGAGUUGCGGAAUCCGAGGGAGUUGAUGGUUUGCGGGCAUUUGCUCAAGACUCUGGCGUACAGCCAGUCCAGCUGGAUGCGGCAGAGAAAGGCCAUGAGCUGAUUUUGGUGACGCAAGAGCGUAGUGCGUCUCCUGAGCAAGAGGUCAGCCAUGUGGAUAUAUCCUUUCGAUCUAAAAAUCAAAGUAAAAUCCUACACGGCGAGGUCCAAGAUCGUCAACCUCCUCUGGAGAGCGUGCCGGAAAAGCCCCUGAGUACCAUUUCUGAGCGCAGCUAUGAUUCAACGGGCGAUUCUGAGAUCGUAUCCGCGGAUGAAAGCGCCCAGUCUGUUCAUGACGAAUCGAGCCUGACCGAUGAUACCGAGCGGACCCCGACGGCGACCCCGAUUCAACCAUCGCGAAUGAUGACUCGUCGCAAGCCUCAGGGUCCCCUUGGCGCCGUGGAGCUAAAGCCUUAUAGGCACCAGGUUGGCGGGCACACAACUGUAUUCCGCUUUUCUAGGCGGGCCGUGUGCAAGCAGCUGAACAAUCGGGAAAAUGAAUUCUAUGAACGCAUCGAGCGCCGCCAUCCUGAUAUGCUAGUAUUUCUUCCGAGAUACAUUGGUGUUUUGAAUGUGACAUUCUCGAAAAAUUCCAAACGACCAAAGGCCCACAGCCAGUCAGGCGGCAAUUCCCAGGAUGUAAAACAAACUAACGGGGCUUCGUCUUUAACCUCGCCCUUCCCUGACACCCCCGAGCCGCAACGAAUUUUCAGCCAGAAGCAGAUUACUGGAGUAAUCCCUAAAGUCAUACUUGCGAAUAAUCGUCAUAUCAUCCCUGCAGACCUCUUUUCUACUCCUCAGCGACCGCGGACCGCGGAUGAAGCAGUUGUGAAUCGAAGGCGCUCAGUUGAUCGCCUGGGCGCCAUGACGACCGAUUCGGAUCCGUCCUUGCGGAAACGGAACAAGAUUUGGGGUGCCACCACCGUCAAUCGGAAGCUCCAGGAGCAAGUGCUUCGAGAAGUCUUCAGUCCUCCCGCCAUUCAUCAUCAUCGGCGCCACGCGCGUGGCCACCUUCACCUACCAAGAGCCUCUUCAGACAUCCCCCGUCGUCGAGGAAACUUGUCCGAAGAUCACACAUCCAGCAGCCGCCGAAUGGCACCUCCCAAUAUCGAGGCUCUUAAGACUCCGGCAAUUGACAUUGUGCCUCCAUCAAACGAAGGACCGGGAUUGUCUUCUUCGGCAUCUACCGCGUUUGAGGCAAAUCGCAACCGCCUAGAGAAAGUUCGAACUGAGGAGGAACAGAGCCGAGCAAGCUCCCUCAAUCGCGUUCCCCAGGUCAGGCGGCGGCAUUCCGGUAGUGGUCUGCAAAGACGAGGAAGCAUCAAUUCUCAGAAUACCGGUGAUCUGAUGUUUUUCGAUGACGAAGGUUAUGGUGGGGACAAAGAAGACGAAAUCUUCUCCAUGGAAGGCGAUGCCUCGAUGCCUUCAGACCCGUCUCCGCUGGUCAAUCCCGCGACCUCGCCAUUCUUUGAAAGUAACUCGACCAGCGAACCCCCUACGCUUGGGCCUGUGACCCCUGGCAAACCGUCUCAAAUCCCCUCCCAGGUGGAAUCAAAGGAAGAUCCCAGCACUGGGCUACCUAGCAAUCCAAAGGAAGCACAGAUGAAACAGGAUGAGCGAGUCCAAUUCUUCCUCCUUUUGGAGGAUCUGACAGCUGGCAUGAAUAAGCCAUGCGUCCUUGAUCUGAAAAUGGGCACCCGCCAAUAUGGGAUCGAGGCUAACGAGAAGAAGAAAAAGUCGCAGCGGCGGAAAUGUCAGUCCACUACUUCGCAACAACUCGGCGUGCGGCUCUGUGGCAUGCAAGCCUGGAACGUUAAAAAACAGGAGUAUACCUUCGAGGACAAGUACUUUGGGCGAGACUUGCGAUCUGGUCGCGAAUUCCAGGAUGCACUUACCCGUUUCCUGUACGACGGAGUCAGCUAUGCUUCUGUAGCCAAGAAGAUCCCUGUGAUCCUGGAAAGAUUGACUCUGCUCGAGCACAUGAUUCGGAAGCUGGAGCGGUAUCGGCUAUACGCGAGCAGCCUCUUGAUUCUCUAUGACGGCGAGCAGUCCACAUCGGAAACGCCUCAGCAGGGGCCUCCUAGCACCAGUGCUGAACGGCCCCCUCCCCGACGCCGCGUCUCCGAUGACGGUCAUAAAAACUUCGAUGUGCAGUUGAAGAUUGUCGACUUUGCCAACUGCGUUACCGGCGAGGACACUCUUCCCCCGGACACACCCUGUCCGCCUCACUACCCCCAAGACAUUGAUCGUGGCUACCUGCGCGGCCUCCGGACGCUGCGCAUGUACUUUCAACGUAUCAUGAAGGAAGUCACUCAAGAAGAAUUCGUCGAGCGAGGCGAGGGCGAAGCCAUUGCAUUAGGCUCUCAGCCUGCAGGUCGCGAAUCCCCCUCAGACCAAUACUGGGAUGAGAGUGUAAUGGAUAACGAUCUCGGCGAAGUGAGCUUCUAG